Vespa crabro (European hornet) is the source of this 2671-nucleotide messenger RNA. RefSeq names its product MAGUK p55 subfamily member 7 (gene metro). Bases 737 to 2539 code for a protein of 600 amino acids. Lineage: Eukaryota; Metazoa; Arthropoda; Insecta; Hymenoptera; Vespidae. The transcript has 12 exons. Gene Ontology annotation, molecular function: protein binding. Gene Ontology annotation, cellular component: plasma membrane; cell-cell junction. The record is from RefSeq and is a predicted model, not a curated record.
AUAGCGUGUAAAAGAAAAGGAGAGGGAGGCGAGGGUCGGUCGUCCCGAAGAUGGCGUCGGCAGUGUGCGCGACGCUCCGCGUCGAGGACGAGAGACGAGGACGGUGGCGAACGAGAAAGAUUCGAUUUGUGUGUUUCGUGUAUUUGAAUAGUAGAAUAUAUCGUGGUAGAUCAUCGUAAUAGAAGAGGAAUAAUAAACGGAAGAAAUCGAACGUAUCGGGAGCACCCUCGGCUUUUAAACCUUGUCCGUUCUACCCCAUCUCGAGUGACAGGCGGCCGCUUACGUAACGGAUUAUUCUCGCUAUGAUAACGAUACUCCAGGCGCGAAUACGAAACGACAGAAACGAUCCUUCGAACGACGGGUUAUUCGCGGCGCUGCCUGCGACCCUGCCAGAAAUACGUCGUGACUGACCCGAAUAAUCAUCUCCUCCUCAUCCUCCUCUUCCUCCAUCUCCUACUCCUCUUCCUCUUCUUCUUCCUCCUCCACUCUUCCUAUCCAAUACUUCCACCUCGUUCCUUCUUUACGUAGUCCACGACGUCGUCGGCGACUACAUCUCGUCCACCUACUCUUGUUUCGAUAUAUCUAUAUAUUUAUAUAUAUAUAUAUAUAUGUAUAUGCAUAUGCAUAUAUCGUUACCUGUGUGGCGUCUGUGAAAGCGUCCCACCGGGAUUCCUUCCUCUCGUUUACCGCAACGGUUAUAGACCGACCUGCAAAUAUACGGAAAGGAAAGGAAAUUAUGACAGCUGCGCUCGUCAUGGAAAACGUUAACUGGGAUCCCGCAUUAUCGAAACUUCUCAAUUCUCUGAGGGAAAACAAAUCGGAAAUACCAAGCUGUACUGAGGAAGAGUUCGGCUUUCUCAGUGAGCUAUUACAAUCGAAGGAAUUGAACGCCUUGGUAACUGUUCACAAUAAGAUCUUAAACAAUGUCAAGGACGAUAAGUUCUUUCCUGUGUUAUCAAACUCGAUGGACAUUGAUAUCGAGGUGCUCGACUUAUUGUCCACGAAAACUCACAUCUCGGAAGAGUAUAAAGAACUUUUUCAUCUUUUGCAAAAACCACAUAUGCAGGGUUUACUCUGUGCACACGAUGCCGUUGCCCAAAAGGAUUACUAUCCCAGAUUACCUGAGAUUCCAUUGGAAGUCGACGAGGAUGAAGAGACAGUGAAGAUCGUACAGCUGGUCAAGUCGAACGAGCCCCUGUGCGGCGCCGGGGUCGAACCGAUCGUGGGGGCGACCAUAAAGACCUGCGAGGUCACUGGGAAAAUCGUGAUCGCACGAAUAAUGCAUGGUGGUGCAGCCGACAGAUCUGGCCUUAUUCAUGUUGGUGAUGAAGUCUGCGAGGUGAAUGGUAUCAGCGUUGAAGGGAAGACACCAAAUUGUGUCCUUAAAAUACUGCAAAAUUCGGAAGGUACGAUAACAUUUAAGAUCGUACCGGCGGACAGCAAAGGUGGAAUCAGAGAAAGCAAGGUACGAGUGAGAGCACAUUUUUCAUAUAAGGCAUCGGAAGAUCCUUAUAUACCGUGCAAGGAAGCAGGAUUAGAUUUCGUCAAAGGUGAUGUCUUGCACAUCGUUAGCCAGGACGAUGCGUAUUGGUGGCAAGCCAGAAGAGAAGGUGAUCGAAACAUGAGAGCGGGUUUAAUACCCAGUAGAGCACUUCAGGAACGUAGGAUCAUUCUCGAGAGACAACAAAAGGAUAAAACCGACGAUGACAAUAUAAGCUUGUGUUCUGUUCCAGUGCCUUUGCCUGCAUUGUGCCCCCGUCCCAGUACCUCUUUGCACGCCUCGCCUACAAAGUGCAACUUGCAGGGAAUAAAAACUAAAAAAAUCAUGUAUGACGCUGCAGAAAACGACGACUUCGACCGAGAAGAGGUACCGACCUACGAAGAGGUCGCCAAGCUAUAUCCAAGGCCGGGUCUCUACAGACCCGUUGUUCUUAUUGGACCACCUGGUGUCGGCAGAAACGAACUCAAAAGAAGGCUGAUGGUUACCGAUCCUGACAAGUACAAGACUCCUGUGCCCUACACCUCGAGACCACCGAGACCAGGUGAAAUAGACGGGAAGGAGUAUUAUUUCGUUACUCGUGAAAAAAUGGAAGAGGACAUUGAUACUGGCAAAUUCAUCGAAUUCGGUGAAUACAAAGGGAAUCUUUAUGGUACUAGCGCGGAGAGCGUAAGCUCGCUGAUCAAUGCUGGAUACGUUUGCCUGUUAAAUCCACAUUACCAGGCACUUAAAAUGCUUAGAACGCCCCAGUCAAAGCCAUACGUGAUUUAUAUCAAACCUCCUAGAUUCGAGAUACUAAAGGAGACCAGGAACGAGAACAGAGCUAGGUCGACAUUCGACGAGAGCAACUCACGAGGUUUCACGGACGAGGAAUUCAACGAGAUACUGCACAGUGCGGCUAGGAUAGAAUUCCUUUAUUCCCAUCUAUUCGACGAAGUCAUCGUCAACGCUGAUCUCUCAAUAGCUUUUGAACAAUUAGUCAAUGCAGUUCAUAGAGUCGAAUCCGAACCACUUUGGGUUCCAGCUUCUUGGGUACAAUGAAUCCCUAUUAUCUCGUAUCACGUCGAGUUUAAACUAUACAUACGGGAUAUACGAAAAUCAAGAUAAUGCGGACGAACAUAAAAAGAAGAUAGAGAGAGAGAGAGAGAGAGAGAGAGAGAGAGAGAGAGAGAG